AUGGGUGAGGUGGAUGUCAUAUCGACAAUAAAUUUCAAUGUGAAUAAUGGCUAUCUAGAGGGUCUCAUACGCGGGCUAAAGGGGGGAAUUCUCAAACAAUCUGACUACCUCGUACUAGUUCAAUGCGAAACCUUGGAGGAUCUAAAGCUCCACUUACAAGACACCGAUUAUGGAAACUUUUUGGCUAACGAACCGGGGCCACUGACCGUUGGGAUUAUCGAAGAAAAAAUGCGGGAGAAGCUUGUCAGUGAAUUUAGGUACACUCGGAAUCAGGCCUUCCGCCCUUUGUCGGUGUUUCUUGACUACAUAACGUAUAGCUAUAUGAUUGAUAAUAUUGUCCUCCUCAUCACUGGCACCUUGCAUGAACGACCAAUAUCAGAGCUGAUAACUAAGUGCCAUCCUCUGGGUACGUUCAUGCAGAUGGAGACGCUGCACAUUGCCUCAACCCCGUCGGAGCUGUACAACGCUGUCCUAGUGGAUACGCCAUUGGCACCAUACUUUGUCGACUGCGUAACCAAACAUGACUUGGAUGAACUAAACAUCGAAAUUAUUCGCAACACGCUUUACCGUGCCUACCUCGAAGACUUUUAUAGGUUAUGUGAAUCAAUGGGCGGUGCCACUGCAGAAAUCAUGUGCAACUUACUGGCCUUUGAGGCAGACAGACGAUCAUUUCUGAUCACAAUUAAUUCGUUUGGCACCGAGUUGACUAAGGAGGACCGUGCAAAGCUGUAUCCACGGUGUGGCAAAUUGCAUCCUUACGGAUUAGCUGCGCUUGCAAAGGCCGACGACUUUGACCAAGUUAGGCAUAUUGCUGAUUACUACGCAGAAUAUAAACCACUUUUUGACGACUCGGGAGAUGCUUCUGGUGAAAAGACGUUGGAGGACAAAUUCUUCGAGUACGAGGUUCAACUGAACCUGGAUUCCUUUAUGCAGCAAUUUCAUUUUGGCCUGUUCUACUCAUACAUUAAGCUGAAGGAGCAGGAAAUGAGGAACAUUGCCUGGAUAGCUGAAUGUGUCUCUCAGCGUCACCGAGCCAAAAUUGACUCCUACAUUCCUAUUUUGUAA
Messenger RNA from Hydatigera taeniaeformis, 1065 nucleotides. The record is from the annotation of a GenBank genome assembly. NCBI's taxonomy places the organism in Eukaryota, Metazoa, Platyhelminthes, Cestoda, Cyclophyllidea, Taeniidae.